Molecule: messenger RNA, 553 nt
Organism: Theobroma cacao (cacao)
Lineage: Eukaryota; Viridiplantae; Streptophyta; Magnoliopsida; Malvales; Malvaceae
Product: cysteine-rich TM module stress tolerance protein
Cellular component (GO): plasma membrane
Source: RefSeq, a predicted model, not a curated record
UUUGUUUUUCCUUACUGACAAAGUAAUGGUUUUUCUUCUUUGGGUGUAGCUUUUGGUUUACUUUUUGAAUGUGAUGAGGUGGCCGGGAUUCCUUCUCGUUAAUUCUAGUUCUAUUUGUACCAGAUAUAACCUGAUUAAAGUCGGCCUCUGCCUCCAUAUUUUUUAAUUAUCGCCCCUAGAGAGGUAAAUAUAAAAUUUAUGUCCAUUGUUUCACAUAACCCACUAUAAAAUGAUAUGUAGCUAGCUACCAAAGAUUCAUCGUCUCGACAACUUCCUUGGACACAAUAGUCAUCUAGAAACACAUUCCAACAAAGCUUCUGUUUAUUCCAAUUUCCGAAAUGCCCAAGUCAGAUGCACAGGAGAAUCAACCCCCAGCAGGAUAUCCUACUGCGGAUCUUCCUGCUCAGAAGAAGAGCUUCUCUCGGACAAAGAAGAAAGGAGAUAGAGGCUUCAUUGAGGGAUGCCUAUUCGCGCUUUGCUGCUGUUGGCUCUGUGAAACUUGCUUCUAAACGCUGCUUUCAAGAAACAUGAAGCCUAUCUUUGGUUGAAUACU